Molecule: messenger RNA, 1218 nt
Organism: Penicillium brevicompactum
Lineage: Eukaryota; Fungi; Ascomycota; Eurotiomycetes; Eurotiales; Aspergillaceae
Exons: 4
Coding region: 1-1218 (405 amino acids)
Biological process (GO): transmembrane transport
Molecular function (GO): transmembrane transporter activity
Source: RefSeq, a predicted model, not a curated record
AUGGUGCUUCCGACCUCUUUAUACAUGGCUGGUUUCGCCAUAGGCCCCAUUCUGUUUGGCCCUUUGAGUGAGCACUUCGGAAGGAAAUCAGUCCUUUCAAUCACUUACUCCAUAUACCUCAUCUUCACCAUGGCAUGUGCACUCGCACCCAAUUUCCCAGCACUUCUCAUCUUCCGAUUUUUCUGUGGACUAGGAGGCUCUGCACCAAAUGCCGUCUUGGGUGGUCUCUUUUCUGAUAUCUACGAGGACCCCCAUCAGCGUGGACUCGCGAUGUCCUGGUUCAUGUUUGCUACUACAUUCCCACCUCUCUUGGGUCCCAUCAUCUCCGGCUUCAUCUCGACCAUUACUUGGAGGUGGUCUUUCUGGGCUGGCCUUCUCAUCGCUGCUCCCGGAUUCCCGCUUCUCGUCACGAUGCCUGAAACGUACGUGCCAGUAUUGCGCGCGAAGCAUGGCAAGUCGCAUGGCGAAAAGGGCGCCACGGAGCCCAAAGAUCUGGCUCAAACUCCGCCAGAAGGCUCUUUCUUCGCUCAAAUGAGCGUCGUCCUCAGUCGCCCAUUCCUGAUGUUUAUCCACGAGCCGAUCGUGUUUUGCUGCUCGAUGUACCUUGCCCUUGUCUACGCCAUCUUGUACCUCUACUUCCAGGCUUAUCCCAUUGUCUUCCAAAAUCUAUACGGUCUAUCCGCCGGUAUUUCUGGACUAGGUUUCCUUCCAAUCCUCCCCGGCUCCGUCCUUGCAUUCCUCGCCUUCUUCCUCUACAGCUCGCAUCACAGCAAAGCUCUGAAAGCCGGAUUGGCCUGGGCCCAAUCAGAAGAGUACCGCCGCCUCCCCCUCGCCUGCAUCGGAGCUCCGACCAUUCCGAUAGCUCUCUUUUGGCUGGGCUGGUCUUCCAAGCUGUCCAUCCACCCAGUCAUGCCCAUGAUGUCAGGUGUUUUCUUCGGUUUCGGCUAUCUUUUGAUUUUCAUCGCGCUUAUCAAUUAUCUCACCGACGCCUACAAACAAUUUUCGGCUUCGGCUGCUGCCGCUGCUAGCACCUCGCGAUCUAUCUUCGCCGUGUUUUUGCCCAUGGCUACAAAUUCCAUGUAUGGUACUCUUGGUAUCAACUGGGCAAGCUCCUUGCUAGGCUUUUUCUCGAUAGGGAUGGCCAUCAUUCCUUUUGUGUUUAUCAAGAAGGGCGCCUGGAUUCGCGCAAACAGCAGAUUUGCGCAGAUGGCGCAAUAA